CAGGAAUCAUAAGACUUUAGUUUUGAGAUAUCCUCCAAGCUAAAUGCCCGCGUUCUGUUUUUUACCACUUUAUCUUGAACAUCACACUCAUGGCGAUCCAAAGGCAUUUUCAGCACAAUGUCGCAGCGGGCACAUAUAGUCGGCGCCCCCGAUCCACACUGUACAGGUGUAGACGCCGCGGCUAGUCUGGAUCUGGCCGUCUCAGAUCACGUGGGGGAGAGUCUGGACUGCUGCUCCCAGCCGCCGUAACGAGGGACGGCCCCGAGCUGAGAGGAAUCAGGAUGAGAAGGCAGAGCAGCACCGCGAUCUUGCAGGGCGCUGCAAGGUUGGUAGCGAGUCUGGGAUUACACCCACCCAUAUUGUUCGGGUCUCUGUAAUGCUACCCACCUAUCACAACCAUGUCCGCCGACACGAGGCACGCUGUCACUGCUCAUGGACGGAGCCAACGUUGCGAUGCAGCGAAAACAGGUCCCUCAGCCGAGGAAUGGGAUCUCCACAAAGCCACUAUAAUUAAUCUAUACAAGACGAUGAAGUGGCAGGAUAUGGACGAGAUUAUGAGAAAUAAGUACCGUUUUCAUGCCAGCAAGCGCAUGUACAAUCAGCGCUUUCGGCAGUGGAGCAUAUCCAAGUAUCUGAAAACCAGUGAUAAGGAUGUCCUCAUGCAGAAGUGCGGGAAUAGUGUGAAAGAGCUUGGUGAGCGCCUCAAGGCAGGCCAUAUAAACAAGCAGGAGUACGAUAGGACACUGCGGUGGUUCAAGUCCAUCCAGCCCGUUUAUCCAACACGCCCUAUAUCCUCGAACGAGAAAGUAAUCAGAACUGAGAGGAUCUUACAGAGUUUGAGACACUACUAUCAUAAACUAGCGGAAGACGAGACAAAAGGUGGUCGCAACGACUGCUUUUUUAACUUGGAUUCGUCUAAGGAAUCCAGCGACCUUUGGUUUGGUAUUCUUAGAGGCAUCAAAAGCCUCGACUCGGCCAAUGAUCCGACGAAGAUUGCCAGAGCCAGCUCAAGAGAGAGCGCGGCUGCAAUUCAGGCACAGGCGAUAGCUACGAACGAGGCUGUCUUUAGCAUGCUCAGGCACGUUGGUGUGCUUGCGGCAGCAGCCAUGUUGAAGCAACCUUUAGAUUUCUUGUGUGAGCUGCUCAUCGAAACGAGCGCCAUCAAAAGCAAGGAAUGGUCCAAGAUUCGUGGUAUCAUCCUCCGCUUCUUUAACCAAGAAGCCACUAGGGUAUUCUGUUUUGAGCAUCCUAUUGCUGUCCUAUGCCGCGAACUGCAAAAAGACGGUCACUACAUGGAUGUUGCGACUCGCAGUAUAGUUUGUAUAAGAGAUGUUUGCGACGAACUCUGGGGGAAACGAUCCAUUCUAGCAUUUAAAAGUCAGAAAGCCUUGUACACAGCAACCUUGAAGUCUCUGGACUUGAAGAAAGCGGCCAAGAUUGGCAAAGAUCUGUUGGUGUCGAGUGAGGAAAUCUGGGGCACCGAAUCACAGCAAGCUCGCAUAUCACGAUUCCGCCUCGGUCAGCUACACGUGAUAGAAAACGAGUUUUCUCAUGCUGCAGGAAAAUCUGAUCGGGCUGUUGUCGAGAAUGCUCUUCAGUAUCUUCACGAUGUCAUCCGGUUGCCUCCAUCCGGGGUCACAUCCGGGCCUAGAUCCGGACUACUCGAAGAUGAGACAACAUUGGGUGCAAUGGCAGAUAUCGCGUUUCUCCAUAACAGGUGCGGCAAUGACGCGGAAGCAUUGGCUUGGUAUCAAAAGACUGCAGAGAUGAGCAGGCGAAUCUGCGAGCCAGGAUCCAAUGUCACGAAAGCGGCGAUCGAAGAAGUCAUCGCCAAGCUGAAAGAGAUGAGCAAGUUGGAUCAAGCUGUAGCUUGGGAGGAAAUUCUGAAACAUUGCGAGUCGGCUGCACAGAAUCGUAGUACUUAGCAUAUACCCCCUAUGGGUAAAGAGGAACUUCAUCUGGAUCAGAGAAGUGUGCAUUUUUGGGAGUUGUCCAUUCAAGAUUUUCUGGUGCGGAUCUGGACAUCAAACACGGUCAUUUCCGAUCAAGCAUUGGCCAACACGCCAUAACGAGUAAUGAUUCUACUGGUAUCGUAUAUAUGCAUAUUUACAAAAUUUCUCAGGCCGACUC
Molecule: messenger RNA, 2130 nt
Organism: Truncatella angustata
Lineage: Eukaryota; Fungi; Ascomycota; Sordariomycetes; Amphisphaeriales; Sporocadaceae
Exons: 2
Coding region: 399-1925 (508 amino acids)
Source: RefSeq, a predicted model, not a curated record